This is a messenger RNA of Syzygium oleosum, 1995 nucleotides long. Its product is annotated as pentatricopeptide repeat-containing protein DOT4, chloroplastic-like. Gene Ontology annotation, biological process: RNA modification. Lineage: Eukaryota; Viridiplantae; Streptophyta; Magnoliopsida; Myrtales; Myrtaceae. Bases 1 to 1995 code for a protein of 664 amino acids. The transcript has a single exon. Gene Ontology annotation, molecular function: protein binding; RNA binding. The record is from RefSeq and is a predicted model, not a curated record.
AUGAAACGCUCACUCUGCCAUCAAUGGCUGACCCCUCUCCUCCAUGCGAGAAUCACUCUCUCCACCGCCCCACACCAAUCCCAUUUCUUCGCUUCAAGCCCAUUCUCUCACCGCCGUCGAGGCCUCUCUCGCUUCGCUCUCUCAGUCUCCGCAUCGCGCAGGCGCGGUGUCGCCACCGUCUCCGUCCCAUCCGGAGAACCCGGCAGACCCGCCUGGUAUUCCACGGCCCGAAGCAUCGGUUUUAAAGAGGACCCUCUUCAGGUGGUUUCCUUUUUCAGCGACGCACAAAGGUUCGAGCGAAGCGGGUGCCUUUGGGACCCUUACGUGUAUGCUUCGCUGAUCAAAGCCUGCAGCAAGUUGUCUGCCACUUUGUUGGGAAAGUCGAUUCAUUGCUGGGUUUUGAGGUGUGGUUUGGGCGAUAAUGUGAAUGUGUUGAACAGCUUGAUACACUUCUAUUUGAGCUCGAGGAGGUUUGCGGGUUACGCUCGUGCGUUGUUCGAUGGAAUUCCUCAGAGAACUGUCGUCACGGUGAACUGCAUGAUUUCUGGGCUUAUGAAGAAUGGGGAUUUCACUGCUGGGUUGAGUUUGUUCAGACGACUUCUGGGUUGUUCUUUUGGGGUGGUUUUGAAGCCAAAUCAUGUCACUUUGGUGAUUGUAAUAGGCGGGUGUAUUGAAGUUGGGCAAUUUGAAGUGGGGAAGGUCUCUCAUGCUUAUUCUUGGAAGAUGGGGUUGCUUCUGAUGAUCGAGGUGUCUAAUGCUCUUGUGGAUUUGUAUGCGAAAUCAGGGUUUAUGGAUGAUGCGGACAUGAUAUUUAGAACUAUGGUAUGCAAGGAUUUGAUUUCGUGGAAUACUAUGCUUGCAGGGUAUGCUAGGGAUCAUAACUUCACAAAAGCUCGGGCUUUGUUCAAGGAGAUGAGAGCCCAAGACAUGCUGUGUGACAGAGUGUCAUUGAUUAGCAUGCUCGUGGCUUGUGCUAAUAGUAGGAAUUCUGAUACGGGGAGAAUAAUGCAUAAUUUUAUAAAAACAAGGGGAGUAGAGGUGUCAGGUGCCCUUGGGGCCGCACUAAUUAGCAUGUAUUCCAAAUCUGGAUUGAUAGACUAUGCUAAAAAUGUUUUUGAUGAAUUACAGCGUCAUGAUCUCCCGUCAUUGAAUUCCAUGAUUCAUGCUUAUGUAGAAUAUGGACAUUAUCUCGAGGCAAUUAGCCUCGUCCACGUGAUGCGUUCUAGUAAACUAAAGCCAGAUGAAAUGACAAUGCUAGGUCUGAUCUCUGCUUGCCGAAAUUUUGGAGAGCUGUGUCACAGUAUCAACAUCGAAUCCUUUUUCAAGCAGAAUGAUCAUCUCCACGAAAGUUCUGUAGUGCAAAAUGCGUUGAUAGAUAUGUUCGCAAAAUGCAGCUGCAUGCCUAAAGCUAAAGCUGUUUUCCGGAAGAUGGUCAAGAGGGAUAUUGUCUCAUGGACAUCAGUUAUAGCAGGUCAUGCCAUUAAUGGCGAAGGAAGGGAAGCUCUUGCUGCUUUUCAGCAAAUGGUUGCUGCAAAUGUUGUGCCAAACUCUGUUACAUUCAUCACAAUUUUGUCAGCAUGUGCCCAUUCUGGCUUGGUUGAUGAAGGUCGAAUGUUGUAUGACACUAUGCGUCACGAGUACCAUAUUGAACCCGAGAUCGAGCACUGUGGAUGUAUGGUCGACAUGUUUGCACGAGCAGGUCUAUUGGAGGAGGCAUACAAGUUUGUGACCAACAUGCCUGUAGAGUGUAAUGCUGUUAUUUGGAGAACAUUAAUAAGCGGGUGUAGAGCUUAUGGUCAUUUUGAUCUGGGGGUAGACUUGGUAAGUAGGCUCAUGGAUGGAAAGACACAGAAGGACAGUCAGGAUCGUGUUGCUUCGUCUAAUAUUUUUGCUGAAGCAGGGAGAUGGAACGAUGUUCUCAAGGAAAGAGGCUCAAUGGCUGCACGAAAAGCUCAAAAAACGCCAGGGAAAAGCUUUGUACCGAGUUUAACAUAG